Molecule: messenger RNA, 1116 nt
Organism: Ruditapes philippinarum (Manila clam)
Lineage: Eukaryota; Metazoa; Mollusca; Bivalvia; Venerida; Veneridae
Exons: 4
Coding region: 418-1116 (232 amino acids)
Source: RefSeq, a predicted model, not a curated record
UUGUAUAUAUUUAUAUUGGAAAUAAAUACAUUUUAGGUUGUUACAAGAAGAUAUAUUUAAAUAUAUAGCCACACAUAAGAAGAACAAAGGGAGAGCUUAAGCACAUAUAAGGCGAGUUUUCUACAAGACUUUGACUGCAUUUUUGAUAUAAAAUAAACAACUUUUUCUUAAUGUAAUUUUAAUAUUAUCUUAUGUGCUCUCCACAACAAAACAUUAAAACUUAUUGCCAUUUUUAUUCACAUAUUGUUAACAGAAUCAUCAUCAAAGUCUUAAACACAUUUUGCAGCUAGUUUCUGAUAGUAUUGUAAGAACUAUUCUGCAUUUAUACUUAGCCUUACCAUAAAUUCUAUUUGACUCUGUGGCAUAUGUACAUUGAUUAAAUAACAUUUAUAUGCAGGCAGUAGAUGAGCUGUAAAAAUGCCAAAAACGAAGAAAAAAUCUAUUAAACAACAGCAGGCUGCAGACAAGUUGAGGAAACGUAAAAAGGUACAAUACCCACACCAGAGUGUUACUCUACAAGAGACUGGUAUUACCACAACAUGCAACAGCAAACUACCUGUAUCUCCAGAGCCCAGCACAUCACAACUGUCAUCUGAGAGCACUGACUUCUCUGCAGUUGUUGAAGUACAGAGAUUUGCCCCAGUUCUGUUCAGUCCAGAAGCAUUGACAAACUUGAUUGGUGACUCCAGUACUGAAAUUCCGGAUGAUAUUGUCUCUGCUUCAUUAAUCCUCAUGCAGAUGCAUGCAACCAGUGAUACAAACUGUUCUGUGGGUCAGUAUACACCAGCCGAAUUACAUCUUGCAGGCACUGGAGCUAUUGUUUUGCCACAACCACAUCUUGAUAAAGACAUCAUAAAUAUACAUCCAUUGACAAGACACUGGGUUUGCUCAUAUUACAAAACAAGUACUAAAGAACUCUUUGUUUUUGACUCUUUGCGAUCAGAUACACAUCUUCAAGAAGUGAUAGAUCAACUGAAAUAUAUAUUCACAGAGGAAAUUGUAAGCCACGUUAUAUAUGCAAGUGAAACCCCCAAAAGAAAAUCGAAACAAAAGUGUAGAGCAGAUCCUGUGAAACGUCAGAGACUCAUCUCAAUAGAUAGUGAAUCGGAAAUCUAG